UCUGAUUGGUCCAGAGGUUUUAGCGCGGCGUGCCGUGACCAAUCAGAGGAUUGUUUUCCUGUCACGUCGACGACGGAUAGUAAGCUAACGGAUAAUGCAAACUUAAACUACAAUAAACAACAGGGAUUGUCGCUAAAGACGAAACGGCACCGGGAGAGUUUACUGCUCGAACAGAUUCUUUCUACUUGGACUGUUUUUCGGGGGGAUGUGAUGCGGCCUGCACCGCGAGGACACAGGAACUGGGUGACGUGAGCUAACUAACGUUAGCAACAGAGCGCUAAUUCUAACGUUCCACAAGGCCGCGGAUACAUGGGCUGCUUCCUGUUCUAGCUUAAUUAGUGAUGUAGUUAACUUAACUGUCCGCGGAAUAACAUCACACCUGCUGUAUAAGCAGCUGCUACUCGGCCGAAUCAGUCAAAUAACUGCAUUUACACUUGUUUUGGUUGAGCUAGCAGGCUACCUAGCUUGUUAGACAUUUUCCUAGUCCGCUAGUAUGAGCGAAGUGACGGACUCUAAACAGUCCGCUGACUCUGCGUCGAGGAAACGGUGUCCGCCGUCAUCCGACCAGGAUGAAUGCAGCGCGGUACCCAGCAAGUCCACGAAAGUGAGCAACGCGUUAAACGAGGCGGGGGUUUCAUCGGGAAGCUCCAAAAGUAGCGAAGCCGAGAGUAAAGACACAGCUGGAAACGAGGCAGAGAGGAGAGACGGCAGCGUGGUGGAAGCAGCUGCUCAGAGUUCAGACAGCGCUACACUGCCUGUCAACAAGUUCAGUGCUGGUGACAGCAACACCAAAAAACCACAGUCCUCUGAUGCUCGUGGAUCUGCUGACGUAAAGCAAGUUGCAGAGAAGACAACAGGAGCGUUGCAAGCGCCCUCUGCUCCCCUGCUACAGUCCGAUUCAGCAGCCAUAGCAGCUGCUGAAGCACUCGCCAGUCUCACAGGAGGAGACGGUGAGGACAGUCAAGAGACUCCUUGCUCAUCUGUAAAGGUGAAACAGGCGAAACAGGGGAGCAGAUUCAAACAGCGCGGGGCCCAGCACCAGUCCUCCAGAGUGGGCUCUAAAACACAGGCAGCUGCAGCAGACAGCUCCACAUCUGUGCACAGCACUGACAGAGAGGAUGCAGAUGAUGUGGCCGAAGCAGAGGAAGGUGAUGAGUCUAUGUCUGGGUCUUCGUCUUCACAAAGCUCCUCGUUCCCAUCAGAGAAUGAGGACAAUGAUGAUGGGGAGUGUGCAAUUGUGUCAGUAAAGAUGGCCCCAGAGAUGAGACAGUCGGUGGCUCUCCUCGCACAGGUACAGAUGAGACUGGAAGCCCUCGAGAAGAAAAGUGCCCGGCUUCACCAACGGCUGGACCUGAAGAUAAAUCGACAGAGACGGCCACAUCUGGACCAGCGCAGCACCAUAACAAAAACUAUCCCUGGCUUUUGGGUGACAGCUCUGUUGAACCAUCCUCAUCUCUCAGCUCACAUCGACGAGACGGAUGAAGAUACUCUUAGUUACAUGACUGAUCUUGAGGUAGGAAGUAUUGAGACAUUCAAGAAUAACAAACUGGGCUACAGGAUCCGCUUUCACUUCAGGCGUAACCCGUAUUUCCAGAAUAACAUAAUCAUGAAGGAGUUGCACCUUGGGAUGGGAGGUUCUCCCAUGUCUUUCUCCAACCCCAUCCUAUGGCAUCGUGGACAAAACCUGACGGCCAACAGUGAACCCCGGAAGUCGUCGCAUGGCGUUUACCGGACAUUUUUCAACUGGUUCAGCGACCAUAGCAACCCAGGACAAGAUGAUGUAGCACAGAUACUAAAGGAUGACCUGUACAGAGACCCACUGAGAUACUACCUCACUCCACUGUGGGAACCACGGGAGAACGGCAGCAGUGGCAGCGGAGGCAGAACAGCUGGUAAUGGUAAUGGCGAUGACUGUGUGGUGAUCUCCGACUCGGAUGAUGACCCUGGUGAGGAUGCCGGUGAGGCUGAACAAGGCCAGAGUAGAGACCAGGAAGAGGAAGAGGAGCAGGAUGAGGAGGAGGAGGAGGACGAAGAGGAAGAAGCAGCCGAAGCAGCAGCAGCAGCAGCAGCAGCUGCAGAAGAAGAAGAAGAAGAAGAGGAGGAGGAGAACAGAGGCCGCAGUGCAGGAAAUAUCUCCUCCUCAGACGAGAGCCCAGAAGAGGAAGAUGAAGGUGGAGAAAUAGUGAUUGAUGGCUCUGAUGACAGUGACCAGGAGGAGGAGGAAGAAGAAGAAGAAGAAGAAGAGGAGGAGGAGGAGGAGGAGGAGGAUGAUGAGGUCUAAGCAAGAGGAAGAUGAGGUGUUUCUCAAAGAAGUUGAGUCCUCAGUGGGACCAGAGUUGGAGAAGGUGAAGAGGAGGCUCAGGUCGACGAGAAGUAACCGGAAUCCUUCUUCCUGAUGUUAGUCAUUAUGCACAGAAAAUUUCGUUGAUGUGUUUUUUUUAUACCUAAAAUACACGAGACGCAUUUUAAAUCAGGGUUCACUUUAAUAAUGAAGCCAAGGCAGCAUGUGCCCCUCCCCACAACCCCCUCCAGCCCUCUGAUUUAUAUACAGUUGGUACUGUCCAGUCUGAUGGACUCCGAUUCACCUUUGUGCAAAUACGACUUCAUACAAGCAGAAUUCUUCUAUUUAAUGAAGAACAUUGUAUGACAGCACACACACACACACACACACACGGUGGUUAGAUCAUUCGCCGCUGCUCGCUUGCAUCUAAUGAAAUCCGAGGCAUUACUUGUGGUUUAAUCCGUUUUUAGAACCGACGUGUGACAAGGCAAACAUGCUGCGGGCUGAAUUUGAUAAAAAUGAUGACAGUACAUUUCAGAUGCAACCAGUACUGAACCAAAAUUUGUACUCAGGGAUGAUGAUGAUGGUUUUAUUGAAAGAACUUUACUGAUUCUCACAUAUUUACUCUGGUUAUUAUUGUUGGCUUUGUAUAACUAAACGUGUACUCUACUGUACUAAAUAGAAACCAACACGAUACCUGUGUUUUUUUCUCCCUCCUCUUCUAUAUGUUCGGUCUUGUCACACUGCACACACAAACCCCACGAUUCUGUAGAUUCACACACACUCCUACAAUAAGUACAUGUGUUUUUGUUUUUGUUUUUCUAAGAUUGUAAUUUGUUUUGUUUAGUUUUUUUUCCCCCUUUCUUUAGAUGGUAACUUAAUUUGAAUUUUGCCUUCUUAAACAUUUAAGGUUUGUUUUCACGUCGUAUGUGUUAGGAAUCAUGCUAUCUUCUGAAGAAAAGGUGGUAUUUAUUAUGUUGGUUUUUUUUCCCACACAUCUUGGCAUGCCUGUGAUCAUGAAAUGCAAGACAGGAUGAUUACUAUAUUUACAAGACUGUGUCAGAGGAAACGCACGGUGUCGGUAAAUGUCGUUAACAUCGCAGCGGGGGUGCACUGUUACAAAGCUAGUAUUUGUAUUUGCUUACUUUUCUUAGCAGUGAACUUGUAUAUAAUAUUUCAGCAUUGUCUUUUGGAUAAGACGGAACACGUGUUCAAUGGAUACAUUUAUCAAAUAAUGCGGAGUUUUUUUCAUAAACAUGAUCAGAAAGUUAUAUUUUGUGUGCCGUGUUUUCUAGAACACUGUAGUUUAAAGAUGCCCAUUUGUUCGUUGUUUUGGUUAGUUCAUUAUGUUUGCUUGAAGAUAAAUGUCCACCUUUUGACUCAGACUUAAUAAAACAGGCAGUUGUUUUA
This is a messenger RNA of Solea solea (common sole), 3691 nucleotides long. It is a transcript of the gene tspy, whose product is annotated as testis specific protein Y-linked. Gene Ontology annotation, cellular component: nucleus; chromatin. The transcript has 8 exons. Gene Ontology annotation, molecular function: histone binding; chromatin binding. Gene Ontology annotation, biological process: nucleosome assembly. The record is from RefSeq and is a predicted model, not a curated record. The coding region runs from base 494 to 2281 and encodes 595 amino acids. Lineage: Eukaryota; Metazoa; Chordata; Actinopteri; Pleuronectiformes; Soleidae.